Molecule: messenger RNA, 1967 nt
Organism: Cyprinodon tularosa
Lineage: Eukaryota; Metazoa; Chordata; Actinopteri; Cyprinodontiformes; Cyprinodontidae
Product: ras-related protein Rap-2b
Exons: 2
Coding region: 275-826 (183 amino acids)
Biological process (GO): Rap protein signal transduction; negative regulation of cell migration
Cellular component (GO): plasma membrane
Molecular function (GO): GTPase activity; GTP binding; GDP binding
Source: RefSeq, a predicted model, not a curated record
CAAAAGAGAGCAACCAACGCACGGUGCCUGCGUGAAGGAAAACGGGGGGGAGCUCAGACAAGAACCGGCUGGGCUGUUGUCGGGGUCUAAGCAUGCUACAAUAUAAAUGCUGAGUCUGGAGCUACAAUAUCUACAUUUACUUCCCGAACGGAGAUAGCUGACGGCCACACCCCGGUUCUCUUUACCUCCCGGAGUUCGCAGAACAGCGCUGGCGGCGGUUUGAAAGCCAGCAGGGGCGGCUAGCGGCUUGAAGAGCGGAGAGGAAGCAGGAGCAAUGAGAGAGUACAAAGUGGUGGUUCUCGGCUCCGGUGGGGUCGGGAAAUCCGCACUGACCGUCCAGUUCGUGACUGGCUCCUUUAUAGAGAAAUACGACCCCACGAUAGAGGAUUUCUACCGGAAGGAGAUCGAGGUGGACUCGUCCCCGUCGGUGCUGGAGAUCCUGGACACGGCAGGGACCGAGCAGUUCGCCUCCAUGCGAGACCUGUACAUCAAAAACGGCCAGGGUUUCAUCCUGGUCUACAGUCUGGUCAACCAGCAGAGCUUCCAGGACAUCAAACCCAUGAGGGACCAGAUCAUCCGGGUUAAACGGUACCAGAGGGUACCGAUGAUCCUGGUGGGGAACAAAGUGGACCUGGAGGGAGAGAGGGAGGUGUCGUCCGGUGAGGGGAAAGCGCUGGCGGACGAGUGGAACUGCCCGUUCAUAGAAACCUCAGCCAAAAAUAAAACCUCGGUGGAUGAACUGUUUGCAGAAAUAGUCCGACAGAUGAACUAUGCCACAACACCAAAUGGCGGCGAUGGGUGCUGCUCGGCUUGUGCGAUUCUUUAAGGAGAAAAAAAAGGACAAUCAUAAAGUUUUAUUCUCUACUCGGUUUUAAGUUUGCAAUGUGUGUUGCAGCGAGUCUGUACUGUUGAGCUCUUCUUCGUGUCUCACCCUGGCCUUGGAGGAAAAUGAAGGGAGGAAUGCUGCAGGGGGACGGGAGGAGGAGGGGAGCAACUGAGACAGAGGGAAGGGUUCCACUCUUGAGGAAUUCUGCUGGGUCGAGUAUCUGCACAAUCAAGCGUCCACCGCCGAUGUCAACGCAGAGUCGGAUCAGGAGUUUCAGAAAACCCAACAGCUCCUUUCCCACCGGAACUAAACUCCAAUGGAAAAGAUAGAGAGAUUAACACUUUAGAGGAACUCACAAAUGGAUAUUUCUGCAAGAGAAGAAGAUAGGGAUAUAGAAUAUAUUUUGUUAACUAACUGCACAGUUGAAGAGGACAAAAGAUUUUGGCACCCUUAACCACUUUGGAGAAAUGUUCCACAACACUCCUAAAAUCCUAUUUUAUCUUCCUUUUCAAAUUCCGAAGAAAAACCACGUAUGUGGUGGUGAUAGAUGACGAGUGCCACUUUUUCUGUUUCUCUUCACCCUAGCUAAAGCGCUAUGAAGACGCUGACCUGAUAGCCCUUUGUGUCGAGUGCCUUUCCGAAACAAAUCAGCUGUUUUUGUGCCAACCUACACGUAUCACCAAAACGACCCUUCAACAUGGCCAUUCACAAGCUUGUGAACUCUUCUUCGGGAUAAUCUUGUAAAAUGGUUGAGGCUGAAAACUUGACUAACUAAAAUAGGUUUAUUUUUAUUGUUGGUGAAAAAAGGUGGAAUUUUGUUUGUAAUAUGUUGGCCUUUUUUUUAAGUCUAUUUGCAUACUUCAGCGUCUGCUUGGUCUGGUCAGAUCUAUUUCUGUUGAAAUGCACAGGUACUGAAACCGACCUCGGUGUGAGAACAAUAAAAAAUGUUUACGUCAGACCAGUUUAUUCAAAGGAAUCCACUUUGUUUUGUUGGUUUUUGUUUUGUUUUUAAACCGGAAAUGUGAUGAUGUACCGUUGACGGAUCUAUACUGAUUGUAAGUUUAAUUUCAGAGCAGCCACACAACAGUGGGCUGUUUUAAAGACAAUUCUUUUAAUACAAUUUGCAUUUUUUAAAAAUGAA